AUGGCAGCAUCAGCAGAAGAUGGUUCAGAAGAGUUGGAAACUGGAAACUCCCUCAUUCUUGCCGGAAUUGGGAUUCAAGUGGGUACCAUGUCCAUCUGCGGUAUAUUUGCCCUGGAUUUCUUCACAAGACAUGGUCGUAUGAAGAAGAGACAGAACCUCUCCCGGCAGACGGACUUGCAAAACCUUCCCACGUCUAGUCACAGGCGAUUUCAAAUAUUCGUCGCCGCGGAGAUUUUCGCAUUUGCUGCCAUCUUGACCAGAUGCAUCUAUCGACUUCCAGAGUUCGCUGGAGGCUGGGGGAACCCGCUGAUGCGUGAGGAGACGGAAUUCCUUAUCCUUGAUGGAGCUAUGGUGGCUUUGGGCGUCAUCACUUUUACGCUUUUCCAUCCGGGGUUCUGGUUCCCUCCCAUGUCGGGUCGAUCGAAGAAGGUUAGUCCAUCGCAGGGUGGUAUGAGUACGGUUGUAACUGGAGGAGAUGACGUUUCAAUGGAUGAUCAAAAGUCAGCGGUUGGUAAUACUGACGAUUAG
This is a messenger RNA of Ramularia collo-cygni, 528 nucleotides long. RefSeq lists its product as uncharacterized. Bases 1 to 528 code for a protein of 175 amino acids. NCBI's taxonomy places the organism in Eukaryota, Fungi, Ascomycota, Dothideomycetes, Mycosphaerellales, Mycosphaerellaceae. The record is from RefSeq and is a predicted model, not a curated record. The transcript has 2 exons. Gene Ontology annotation, cellular component: fungal-type vacuole; plasma membrane.